Zingiber officinale is the source of this 1455-nucleotide messenger RNA. RefSeq lists its product as uncharacterized. Bases 77 to 517 code for a protein of 146 amino acids. NCBI's taxonomy places the organism in Eukaryota, Viridiplantae, Streptophyta, Magnoliopsida, Zingiberales, Zingiberaceae. The record is from RefSeq and is a predicted model, not a curated record. The transcript is spliced from 7 exons.
AGACAAAGGAGUCAAACUUUGCUACAUUUCUCUCUCUCUCAACGGCUACUUCGUUUUCCUUUCCCUUCACUGAAAGAUGGAUUUCCGUAGCAACGAUGGCGGCAAUAUCAACAGCACCGAUAUGUGGCAAUGGCAGCAAGAAGAAGAAUGUUGCCUGCCAACAUAUUCCCAAUUUGCUUUACCUCUAUGGGAUGAUACGAUGGGAAAUCAAACUCCACUUCGAGGAUUUGGUGAUUUCGACUUAGACGAAUUGGAUUUUGGAGAUGAGGCCGAGAAGGGCGUGGAGGAAGCAAACGAGGCAUCAAGAGUGAAAAGGCGUCGUGUUCUAAAUUUUUUUUCUGAUGAUGAUGGUGCCACAGCCGUCAAUGAGCAUUUGUCCUCUGAAGUUCGGGAGGACUCGACAUCGGCAAAAAUUUGCACACAAAAUUUACAGUCGAAUCUUACGUGUUCAGGUUUUUAUUUUCUUACCUCGGAAAGAAUUUUUCUAGCAGCAGAUGUGGAUUUCCAGCUAUUCUAAUCAAAGAAUUUGUGAUAGAUGAUAGAUUUCUUUUCAGUAAUGAAGUCUUGGAUCCAUCCUCAGAUGAAUGGAUGGAGAACUAUUUCAAUGAUAGUGAGAUGUAUUGCAACUCUAAAUACACAUCUUUUCCUUUCCAUGCUUCAUGGUUGAAUUUACAUAGUUGUUAUAUUCUGUUGAUAAUCUGGUGUUGAAUCUCAUAAUAGGUCUUCCAGUAUGAACGAUCAAGUCAAACUCAAUAGCCAAAUUGAUGUUUCAGAUUUUCUCACUGGAGAACCUGAUAAAAAGACUAAGGUCCUGCCGAACCCCCCUAAACCAUCUACUCUUAGGAUAUUCAAAGGCAGAAAAUCUCAUAUCAGCUCUCUGACAAAGUUAACUACCUCUGUUGCUUAUCCUUUUACCCUCGUCAAACCAUUACAAAUUCAAGGACACGUGACUUUGAAGGACAUAAAUCAACGGAUUCAUUCUCAACCAUCAUCAAGACCUAGAAAUGAGGAGGUUGAUAAUCCUUCAAUCAGUUAUCCAACCUCAGCUUUUUCUGGGAAGCCUGUUAUUGGGAAGACUAAGAUUCUCACCGAAGGGGGAAAAGGAAGCAUUACUAUUCUAAGAACCAAAGGCUGAGUAGAUAGCUUCCCUUCUGCAACAUUGGUGCUCAUUUAAGUGAGACAUUAAAACGUUCCCAACAUAAAAGGCUGGCCAUAUAAGUUUAAACUGAGAAAUCUUGUGCUGGUGGAAUCUUUUGGAUUCUAUUUUAGUUUUAUUGAUUCAUUGGUGGUGCUACUCUUGUAUUGUAGCUCCAGAGAGAAACUAUUCUGACGUGUUUUGGCACUAACUUGCCUUUUCAUCCCAAUCAAACAUAUGCACUUGUUAAGUUCUUAUUAAAUAUAAUUGCAUACUUACUGCUCCCAGUGAUUAACAAAAUGUCAUUGGCUUUUCUGUUA